Molecule: messenger RNA, 1662 nt
Organism: Neocloeon triangulifer
Lineage: Eukaryota; Metazoa; Arthropoda; Insecta; Ephemeroptera; Baetidae
Product: F-box only protein 5-like
Exons: 3
Coding region: 123-1025 (300 amino acids)
Biological process (GO): regulation of mitotic nuclear division; negative regulation of meiotic nuclear division
Cellular component (GO): nucleus
Molecular function (GO): protein binding
Source: RefSeq, a predicted model, not a curated record
UAGCGCUCCUGUUUUCAAAUCUUCAACGAUCUCAUCUCGUCGCGUUGUUUACGUUCCGCGAAUUUGAAGGAGCGGAGAAUGUUGAGGUGACAAAAGUGGAAUCACGGUCCAAAUUUUCGGAAAUGGACACGAUGAUGAACCUGUGGAAGGAUGGGCUUGCGCCGCUCAGCACUCACUCGCCUUUGUUUCGGGGCUUCGGACAAACCACAGACUUCAAGUCUCCCGAGAACAGUUCGAUGGAGGACAGCGGCUAUUCAACGUGCACGUCGACCCUGUCUGUCGACAGCUGCAAUGCUGUGAUAACAAGUCAAUUCAAGACGCCCUGCUGCUACACCGAGCGCAAAUCAAGCAAGAGGAUCAUCUCCGACAUUCCUGCCAGUAAACAAAGCAUAGACGGCAAGCAACAUGUCAACUUCCUCGAGGCGCUAAGCCAGCGGGACAUAUUGGACGAGGUGCUGCGCUUUUUGUCACCCGAUGAUCUCAUACGCUGCUCUCUUGUGUCCAAGUCGUGGAAAGGCAUUUUGGAGGAGAGCAGAAUAUCAAGGACCAAGAGAAGUGUAUACUUGUCUACGAGAACAUUCAAUAACAAGGAAAACUUAACGAGGCCUGGAGAGUUAACAACUAGAAAAGGCCAAAAGCGAUUAUGGGAACGUUCGACAUCAUCUACUCCGUUGGCUACGAUCACUUCCUCUAGACAGCUCAACUUCAGCACGCCUGUGUCUUUGCCUGUCUCACCCUCCAAGGUGCCACGAAUCGACCGAUUUGAAGUUUUCCGUGAGGCAGGCAAUUCGCUACGCAGUGGAGAAUCGCAAGUCUCAUGUCCACGGUGCUCCUUCCCGGCCAGAAAUAAGACCAACUUGAAUCUCGGCGUGUGCACCAAUGGCAAAUGCCGGUUUCAGUUCUGUCUGAGCUGCCGAUGCGAGCAACACACCGAUUCAACUUGUAUACUGCUCCGGUCACCUGAGAAACUUCGACACCGAAAAAUCACCAAGCAAAGUUAUCGGCGGAACAUGAGGCGACUGUGAAAUUGCCGUACCCUCGCUCAACUACUUACUUAUGUCUGAGGUUCUCGUGGAGAACCAUUUUUUGGCCCUGUCGAGAGAGGAGCUCUGAGUUUUGUACCUGACUGUGAUUGGCCUGCAGAAUUAAUCCCGUUGCUUAAUUGUCCGUAAACUCAGACCGUCUUCGACGAAUUUUGUAAAAUGUUGUAAGAUAUUUCUGCAGAAUGCUCUCUUCUUACUUAACUGUCCACAACUGGAUUUAAUCCAUGACGAGUCUCGUUAUGGCCCUGCAAAUGCAGUCACUGCACUCUUGCCGCCAAAUUUGCCCACUUAAUAAGCAUCACUACUUCAUCCUGCAUGGCUUGCCUUGCUCAGUAUAUUUGUGGGGCCAAGAGAUCAGUAUCAAUUAUUGUUUUAUUUUGUUUAUUUUCUGAACAACUUUUGCAUUUAUAAAAUGCUCAACGAAUCUCAUAUUUGCCAGAAUUGCAUUUCUUAUCUGUAGGAUUUUAUUGAAAAACUGAUUGUGUUAGUAUUAUAUGUUCUCUUGUAUUAGGGAAUCAGUAUUUUAAAUGAUGUAUUAAAUUAUAUAAUAUGAUCCAUGUCAAUUGUGAGAGCGUUUGUAUCAAUUUGGAGUUUAAAGACUCUUGCUUUUUUUUAAUUU